Messenger RNA from Aspergillus tanneri, 1833 nucleotides. Its product is annotated as methionine--tRNA ligase MES1. Gene Ontology annotation, biological process: methionyl-tRNA aminoacylation. Gene Ontology annotation, cellular component: cytosol; aminoacyl-tRNA synthetase multienzyme complex. Bases 1 to 1833 code for a protein of 610 amino acids. The record is from RefSeq and is a predicted model, not a curated record. Gene Ontology annotation, molecular function: methionine-tRNA ligase activity; ATP binding. The transcript is spliced from 2 exons. Lineage: Eukaryota; Fungi; Ascomycota; Eurotiomycetes; Eurotiales; Aspergillaceae.
AUGGCCAUAGAACCCGAGAAAUCGAAAGCCCCGGUUCUUCCGGUACCGGGGAAGCGCAACAUCCUUAUCACCAGCGCUCUUCCUUAUGUGAACAAUGUCCCGCAUCUGGGAAAUCUUAUAGGUUCUGUGCUGUCUGCCGACGUGUUCGCUAGAUACUGCCGAGGCCGUGGUCUUAAUACUUUAUAUGUGUGUGGUACCGAUGAAUAUGGAACUACAUCAGAGGCCAAAGCGCUGCAGGAAAAUAUGACGCCGAAGCAGCUUUGCGACAAAUACUAUGAAAUCCAUGCAGCCGUAUACAAAUGGUUCAACAUCGACUUUGAUAUCUUUGGCCGUACCACUACCGACCUUCAGACGGAGAUCACGCACGAUAUCUUCCUCAAGCUCCAUAAGAACGGCUUCCUGUCCGAAGACAUGACGACACAAUUGUACUGUGAAGAGCAUAAGUCUUUCCUGGCAGAUCGUUUCAUCCAGGGUGAAUGUCCCAAUUGCAAGUAUCUAGAAGCGUACGGUGAUCAAUGUGAUCUGUGCGGUCAACUUCUGGAUCCUCUAGAUCUGAAGAACCCCAAGUGCAAGAUCGACGGUGCCACCCCCGUUCCCAGAGACACGAAGCACACCUUUUUGGACUUGGACAAGCUGCAGCCGGAAAUCGAGACCUUUAUCAAAGAGUCGACGGUCAAGGGUGGGUGGUCAAGCAACGGCAAGGAUAUCACGGCCGCGUGGUUGAAGGAGGGAUUGAAACCACGAAGCAUCACGCGAGAUAUCAAAUGGGGAACCUCGGUCCCUCUCCCUGACUAUGAGGAGAAGGUCAUCUAUUCCUGGUUUGACGCCUGUAUUGGGUAUCCAUCUAUCACUGCCAACUAUACCGAUCAGUGGGAGAAGUGGUGGCGCAAUCCUGACGAUGUCCAGCUGUACCAAUUCAUUGGAAAGGACAAUGUAGCCUACCACUCUGUCAUGUUCCCGGGCUCUCAGAUCGGUACUCGGGACACCUGGACUAAGGUCCACCACCUGUCGACCACUGAAUAUCUCACCUACGAGGGUGGCAAGUUCUCCAAGUCCCGGGGGAUCGGUGUUUUCGGAGACUCUGCGGAGAAGACCGGUGUUCCGGCGGAUGUCUGGCGUUACUACUUGGUUUCGCAUCGACCAGAAACCAGCGACAGCGAGUUCAACUGGGACUUGUUCAUUAGCUGCAACAACAACUUGCUUCUUAAGAACCUUGGUAACUUUGUUAGCCGUGUGCUGAAGUUCGUCAACUCAAAGAACUAUGACAACAUUGUUCCAGACUACACCAAGUUUCAUGACCCAUCCUUCGACACUACAAAGGAGGAAGUCAAUGCCCUUCUCACCGAAUACAUCCAGAGCCUUGAAGCUGUCAAGCUGCGAGGCGGAGUGAGCACGGUGCUGUCGAUUUCUCAGAAGGGCAACCUGUUCCUUCAGUCCAACGGCCUCGAUAAUAAGCUCGCAGAGAACGAGCCGGAGAAGUGUGCCGCUGUGAUUGGAUUUGCCCUCAACCUCAUCCAUCUGCUUGCUGCGCUCCUUGCGCCCUACAUGCCUGCCACUGCCGAGUCCAUAAACGAACAGCUUCGCGCCGAGCCGCUUCUGAUUCCCGACCAAUGGAACGCCGAUUCCAUCAAGCCGGGCCACGAGAUUGGCAAAGCCCAGCUGCUGUUCAGCAACAUCAAGGCGGAUAAGGGCAAGGAGUGGAGAGACAUGUUUGGCGAUAAGGAGGCCAAGAAGGCCAAGGAGGAGGCCGCAGCCAAAAAGGCGGCCAAGAAGCUUGCUAUGCGAGAGAAAUCCAAGAAGGGAGGAGAGGCCAAGCAGGAAGCAAAGGCGUAA